AUGUCAUCGCCUUCGCAGCUGAAAGACAUCUCGCUCUUCAACGACCCGAUCCUCUCCGACGUCAAGAUCCGCCAGAUUUACAAAGGCAAGACCAAAGAAUACUUCGCACACAAAGCCAACUUGUCUGCACAUUCCAAGUGGUUUCUAAAAGCAUUCACAGGCAACUUCAAGGAGGCAACUGAGCACUCCGUUGAAGUGCUCGAUGACGACCCUCGGGCCUUUGAAUACAUGCUCAAGUUCAUGUAUACAAACGAAAUAGUCCUUCCACCAGUCCAGUGUCCCAAUCACAAAACGAAGAUCGAUCGCGACAUUCUGACUCCCAUCCGCCUUUAUAUUUUGGCUGAUAAAUACGAGAUUGCGCCUCUUCUUCGACACACAUCUAGUCAGGUCGCGGCUGCUAUGAACACCCAUAGUUCGUUACUGAAGGGCGAAGCAGUUCCGACUAUCGUGGCAGCCUACUACAACUGCUGUACGUGUGCGCGGAGUGUCAUGGGAGAUGCCAUAGCAAGCGGGCUGAUCAAAAGUCCUUCACGGUGGUUGGGUCAUGGAGAUAAGGAGGCAUUAGGUAGCCUAGUCAUUGCACAUAGUCACUUCGCAGCAGAUCUCAUUCUUGCCCUCAGAAAUGCAGGACGUCUACGCUAG
Molecule: messenger RNA, 642 nt
Organism: Alternaria atra
Lineage: Eukaryota; Fungi; Ascomycota; Dothideomycetes; Pleosporales; Pleosporaceae
Exons: 3
Coding region: 1-642 (213 amino acids)
Biological process (GO): regulation of proteolysis; proteasome-mediated ubiquitin-dependent protein catabolic process
Cellular component (GO): cytoplasm
Molecular function (GO): ubiquitin protein ligase binding
Source: RefSeq, a predicted model, not a curated record